Molecule: messenger RNA, 1218 nt
Organism: Leptosia nina
Lineage: Eukaryota; Metazoa; Arthropoda; Insecta; Lepidoptera; Pieridae
Source: the annotation of a GenBank genome assembly
AUGGAGCCCAAAAAGAUAUCAUUCGGAUUCAUGAAAACAAAGAAACAGGAUAAGCCUGUCAUAGUUGAAAAAAAGGAUUUUAUAGAAUGUGUCGAAGAAAAGGCAAUUAAAGUUGUGGGUGGUGAUAUAAUUGAAGAAAAAACACCGCUUGUCAUACCCAUGAAGCCUAACACACUAAUGACUGCAGAGAGACUAAAACAAAUUGCUGAAAAAGUUGAAAACUUUGAAGAAGAGGACAAGAAGCUAGACACUGAGAGCACUAAUAAAGUUGACCCGAAAAAUGAAACACUGGAGGAAAUGGCUGCUCGUGAACUUUUAGAAGAAGCAAAGAAAAAAGAGAUUGUCGAUGUGGCAAAACUAGUUGUCCCUAUACCAAUGCUACCUGUUAUAGAUGGACAGAAAGAAUCUACAAUGGAUGAUUAUGAUUCGGUUCCAAUUCAAGACUUUGGAAUGGCCAUGCUACGAGGAAUGGGAUGGACACCAGGGAAAGAAAUGUCUAAAUAUAAACAACCCCAACUACGCCCUAAGGGUUUAGGCUUAGGAGCAGACAAAGUAGUUAAAGAAAAUCAAAAGAAGAAAACCGCUAAGGAAAAUGAAGAAGAAUUAUCUAUUAUCAAAAAGGCAUAUGUGAGAAUAACUACUGGAAAAUAUGCUGGCUUUUAUGGACAGGUAGUAAGUUUAGAUGAAGAAAAUGGACGAGCUAUGGUAGAAAUCCCUAUCAAAAAAGAGACAGUUAGCCUUAGCGAGUUUAUGAUGCAGCCUGUUCCUAAGUCAGAAUAUGAUAAACAAUCUAAAGUCAUAAAUGCUGAUUCAUAUGAAGAAUACAAAAAGAAUGAAAGCUCUCAAAAGGCACCAAACCCGCGGCCAAAACCUGAAAAGGAUAGUUCUUCGGGUCAGAGGUAUAACGAGAAAAGAAAAGGAAAUGAAGAGCACCAUUCAAAUGGUAGUAGAUUAAAGAAAAGAAAUGAUUCUCCAGAUUUAGAUAAAGAAAGAAGGAGAAACAAAUCAAGCAAAAGAUAUAGUAGUAGUGAUUCACUUAAUUCGUCCGAGUCUGACUACAGAUCGCGGAGGCGUAGUUACAGCAGUGACUCAGAUAGAGAAAAGAGAAGUCACAAAAAAAGCUCCAAAGGAAAGAGAGAUAUUGACAAGAAGAGAAAAGGGAAAAAGAAGAAAAGGGACAGAGACCGGUCACCUAAUUAUAAAAAAUAUAGGAAAUAA